CCCGCUGCCGGCGGCUGCGCAUGCGCGGCAAGGUUGCCGCGAGCUGAGGCGGACCGGGUCGAUCUUCCGCCGGCGGCGGCGGCGCCUGGGGAGGCGGGUGCGCGCGCCAUGCCCGGUGGGGCGGCGGGGCCGGCGCGGGGCCGCGGUCGCUGAGGCGCGGCGGGAGCAUGGCCGAGUCGCUGCGGGAGGAGCCGCCGGGCGGGCCGGAGUCAGAGGCCGAGCUGUCACAGCGGCUGGCCCGCACCAAGGCCCGCUCGUACGGCAGCACGGCGAGCGUGGCGGCGCCGCUGGCCGAGCGCUACGUGGAGCACCGGCUCAGCGCCGGGGACACGCUGCAGGGCAUCGCCCUCAAGUACGGCGUCACGAUGGAACAAAUAAAGAGGGUAAAUAAACUGUUCACUAAUGACUGUAUAUUUCUGAGGAAAACCCUGAAUAUUCCUGUUAUAUCAGAGAAACCAUUACUGUUCAAUGGACUUAAUUCACUGGAGUCUCCCGAGAACGAAACUGUUGACAACUCUCCUUCUUGUGAUGAAGGACUAGUGACAGUUCAGGAAGAAAGUAGUUCUUCUCCCAGUCCUCAAGAGCCUGACAAUCAGCCCACUGCACCAGAAGAACUAUCUGCCAAAGAUUUCCUACAGAGAUUGGACUUGCAGAUUAAGUUAUCCAAACAAGCAGCCAGAAAACUAAAAGAUGACAAUGUCAGAGAGGAGGAGGAUGAGGAAGGUCCCUAUGCAACUUCUUCGUAUCACCACUAGAAGACAGAUGUGAUGGCCUGAAAACUUUCCAUGAAAUCAGUUCUUAAAGAACUAAAUGGUCAAUAAUUCAAAAACCAAGUCUUUUGGACUCAUCGUCUUGAUGUACUUAAAACAAGUCAUGAAUGGGUAAUUGCACUGAAAUUAUGACCUCUUCUGCCUUCCGUAGGUUAAUGUCUUUAUGCUAUAUCAACAAGGGUUUAAGCCUUCCGAAACUAGCAAUGGCCUUUAUACCCUUUCUGUGCAAACAGUAGCAUGGUAGCAACAAUAUAUCCUUGAGGUCACCUUUAUGCAGGAUGUUGAUCUUUAGCAAAGAUUUUGUAAAUACUUGUGAAAUUUGUUUUAAGUAUUUAAAAAUAUUAAAUAAGUUUGCUUGUCAAUGACAAAAUAUGAAAAUAAUAGAAGUUUACUUAAUCUGUAAACACAGGCAAGUUCUCUGUGAAAAUUUUGUCUAUUUCAGCACUGCAGAACUUGCCUCUGAACUCUGUGUGUCUGUGUGUGGUUAUGAUGCAGUCCUAGAAAGGGAAUUCAACUUGUUUUAUUAGUUAAAGCCCUUAUGGUUAAACAACUGUUUGUAAAUUGGAUUUCUGCUAAUAAAAGGGAAGAGUUACAGCAAGAGAUUUUUCUUUGUGAGAUAUGACAUUGGAAUCAGAUGUGCAUUCUUGUGUGCGGUUAUAUUUUGUGUGGUUUUAAUUUAAUAAAUACAAAAAUACCAAUGUCUCUGUUCAUAAUGAAGCCA
Molecule: messenger RNA, 1491 nt
Organism: Phalacrocorax carbo (great cormorant)
Lineage: Eukaryota; Metazoa; Chordata; Aves; Suliformes; Phalacrocoracidae
Source: RefSeq, a predicted model, not a curated record